UCAAUAAAUUUGUAAUAAAUAAAUAAACUAAUGAUAAAAAAACCCAAAAAAAACAGAUUGCCAACAACUGAUAACUAAGCGCUCCUCGCGUGAAUCGACGUGGGAUUUCUACGAAGGUGAGGCAGAAGGACUGUAGGCAUAACUCCGACCGGGUGUCGGGUUGAAAGUAACGUCCACUUUCUGCUGCCACGUAACUCUUAACUUAUCUAUUAAAACUGAUUAGUAGCUAAAUUAAUUCAUUCAUAUUAGUAUAAACGCGAGUUCGACGGUGAUAAUAUAAUAUAUCUUCCUAGCGAAAAAGGUAUGGUGCAAAGGUUACCAUGGAUAUUGAAAACAGUAAUGAGGUUGAGUGACGAAACCAAGAAUGAUGAAACCAAGUGCAAAGUCUGCGGCGAAAUCGUCCUUAGCAAAAAUUUGAAAGACCACAGAACAACUUUCAAACACAUAGAAGCCCAGAAGCAGAAGUACGGAGAAACCGAAUGCAACAUAUGCAAGGAAAAGUUCCCCAAAGGGUACUGGAAGCAGCACAAAACCACCAAAACACACAUCUUAGCUGAACAACAAAAAGAAAUCAGCAAGAUCGUCAAAACCAUGAAAGAGGGCGAAACUGAGGUCUACACUCUUCGUCCAGGCUCUAACGAAAAUCGACACUACAUCAACACUUUGACCACAUUUCUGGCAGUCCGAUUCGCUUUGAGCACCAAUCAAGAUUUCAAAGUCUCGGUUAACAACGACAAGUGGAACGAUUUUGGAGAUAUCGUCUUCGAGUUUGACCACCCUGAAAAAACAAUCGAAGCAAUUCGCUGCAAGAAAAUCGAAACUAAGAAUAAGUACACCCCGGUUGCGCUCACCACGGAGUUUGGGAAACUCAGCCUUAAAGAACAGUGCGAAAUUUUGAAAAAACUAAAACGCAAAGACGAUUUCGUCAACACGAAUUUUAAAUUGUACACAGUGUCGAGUGUCGAGGUUGACAAAAACCCGGAAGUGGUUUACGACGAGAGUGAUGUCCAGAAAUGGCAAUCCGAUGAUAAAGAAUCGUGGAAAGGGGUGAAAGUUGAAAUCAAGCAGUCCAAAUCCAAGAAGAAGGAUUUGUUCAACACAACGGACGAUGCUGAUGAUGUUUGUACCUUCCAGAUGGUGAACCAUACGGAUGAUAGUGUUAAUGAAGACUUGUCGAAGUUCCAGAUGUACAUCAAACAGAAACGAAGACCAGAUGUGAUGUCCUUCAUUGACACAAUCAUCAAGGAUAAGUUGAAUAUCGACUUUGACAUUUCGGAAGAACUGCUCAAGUACGUUAGAUACAAAUUUAAGACCGACAAGGUCCUUAAAAAGCACGAACGUGGUCUGAAAGUAACCAGAGAAAACGUGUUGGUGAAAAUCGCAGAAAUCUUGCUAACACCCUUUUUGGUCGUUCCGCACGACCUAAUCGAAGAGAAAAAUUUAGAUUUGUGGAACGACUCAAUCAAAGAAUUUGAUAUCACGGUCCUUAAACACGAGGAAGAUAUCGUUACAAAAAUGUACAAAGGUAUUAAUCACGUUCUCAAACAAGAAAUUAACUACUCUUUGAGUAUCUUCCAUGAAGUCAAAAUCGACACCGAAAAUAUAACCAACGAAAGACUAAAAAAGAAACUCUUUGGGUACGACGGUUCUCUCAAAUUCUUGUAUCUAGCUUUGUGGAAAUCAAGUCUAACACCCUUGAUUCUGAGAGCCCAAGACCACAAACAACUCCGUCUCAUCUGCGACGUUGUAACUUUUCUCAAAGAAGAAAACUUUCUUUUGAAGUUUGUGAUAACCACUGACCUCAAACCAGAUCACCGAUACUUCUCAGAAAAACUAAAAGUGUUUUUGAACAUGUCUGAUCCCAAACUUCUUGAAAACGUGGUUUUGGAGAAGAUUCUUUCAAAGAAGAUAAAAGUGGUGAAGUUGAACUGUCAAGUAAGUUUGAAAGAAAUCGACGAGUUGAAUUGUGAUUUUUUGAAGAAGCUGAGUCCUGAUGCUUUUUUGAACAUACUUUUCGAUGAUUAUUCUUUUGUCAAUGUUCAGGUACCAAUGACGAACGAGAUUGACGACAAUACUAUAGUUGUUGGUGAUGACGUUAUCAGACAGGUGGCACAGGACUUGAAUGAAAGAGAGGGAAGCACUGAGAACGAACUGAAGUAUCUGGUUAGUGUAGACGAUGAACCGACUUAUAUUCACGUGCCACCACAACUGUAAUCACACUAAGUAACAAUAAAUGACUCCUGUUUA
Molecule: messenger RNA, 2247 nt
Organism: Zophobas morio
Lineage: Eukaryota; Metazoa; Arthropoda; Insecta; Coleoptera; Tenebrionidae
Exons: 3
Coding region: 304-2214 (636 amino acids)
Source: RefSeq, a predicted model, not a curated record